AUGGGGCAAAUUGAUGGAUACUCCGUCGUAAAGAUUUUUCCUUUUCCAGAGUUGCACAAUCAUAUUUAAGAAGUGCUCGACGAUCAUCGCCGCCACCUUUCGCCGUGAAUGGCAACGACUCGAAUCCAAUUGAGCGAGAGACGGAAUCCCUUUCUCCUAACUCUGGCUGUCCUGAUCGUCACCCUGCUCGUCAUCAUAUACUUCACCACCGACAUCACCAAUCGCUUCUCCACUUUCUACUUCCCCUCCCCAGAUCUUAAAUCCUCUAAUUCCAAUCCUUCCACUCCUCAAUCCCAGCUCUUCCCGCCUUCUGCUCCAAAUCCUCGGGCUUCUUCCACAUCGUUUUCCGGGGAUGGCUCGUCGAAGCUUGACGAAAGAGGAGAAGGAAAGGGAGUCAGUGGAGAUGGCGAAGAAGUCACCAAGGAGUUUGAUUUCCGCUGGGAGAUCUGUGGGAGGGAGAAGGGAUCCGAGGCGGUGGAUAACAUCCCGUGCCUGGAUAACAUGAAAGCGAUCAAGGCAUUGAAGUCGAGAAGGCGUAUGGAGCACCGGGAGCGCCAUUGCCCAAAGCCGAGCCCGAGGUGCCUGGUCCCCCUCCCCCUCGGGUACAAGAUACCGGUGCCCUGGCCGAAGAGCAGAGACAUGAUAUGGUAUGACAAUGUUCCUCACCCUAAACUAGUUGAGUACAAGAAGGAUCAAAAUUGGGUCCGAAAAUCUGGUGAAUAUCUUCUUUUUCCCGGUGGUGGAACUCAAUUUAAAGAUGGAGUAAAUGCCUAUACUCACUUUAUUGAGAAGACUUUGCCUGCUAUUGAUUGGGGUAGACAUACAAGAGUUGUACUUGAUGUUGGUUGUGGUGUUGCAAGCUUUGGUGGGUACUUAUUGGAUAAAGAUGUCAUCACAAUGUCUUUUGCACCGAAGGAUGAGCACGAGGCUCAGAUACAAUUUGCCCUUGAGCGAGGAAUUCCGGCUGUUUUGUCAGUUAUUGGUACCCAACAAUUGACUUUCCCUGAUAAUGCAUUUGAUCUGAUUCAUUGUGCCCGGUGCAGGGUGCAUUGGGAUGGAGAUGGUGGAAAGCCAUUAAUAGAACUUAACCGGAUACUUAGGCCUGGUGGCUAUUUUGUUUGGUCUGCAACACCAGUUUAUCGUGACGAUCCAAGAGAUCAGGGUGUCUGGAAUGCUAUGAUAACUUUGACAAAAUCUAUUUGCUGGAGAGUAGUGGUGAAAGCAACUGAUGUAACUGGAAUUGGACUUGUCAUAUAUCAGAAGCCUACCUUAAACUCAUGCUAUGAUGAGAGAAAAGUCAACAAUCCUCCCUUAUGCAUUCAGAAAAACAGAUCUAGUAUAUCAUGGUAUACUCCUCUUGAAGAUUGUCUGCCUCCUGUUCAUAUUGCCAACUCUGAUGCGCAGCAAACUUGGCCUGUUUGGCCUGAAAGGUUAAACGUUUGGCCUUCAAAUAUAUUUGAGUUAAACAUAGAGUAUGGUGAAGAAAGAUUCUAUGAGGACAUGAAGCACUGGGAAGUACUUGUAUCAGGUAUUUACACGUUUGAUCUUGCAAUAAACUGGUCAAGCUUCCGUAAUGUGAUGGACAUGAAUGCUGGAUUUGGAGGACAAAUCUCAUAGGGGGAAGGCAUCGAGAUGCCAACAGCCUAUGAAGGAGAAGAUUUGUUAGUGGGAUAGGUGGUAUUCAAGAACGAAGAGAAAGGCGAAGGUUCAAACCAAGUUCGAGCCUUGAUUUGAACAAGAGCUCAAAUUCGAACCAAUUCAAAUCGAUUUCGCAGCAAACUGUGAAUAGAAGAGCCUGUUAUUUCAUUCGAAAUGAUUUUUCGUGCAUCUUUUUCAAAGAAAACAAACAACAAAGAUAUUUUAUCAAUUAUGACUAUUAUAAGGCAUAUAAAAUCAAAUUUCUCUAUGAUAAGCUAAGCUAAGAAGUGUUUUUUUUUAAGUCACCUAGUACAUUUGAUGAACUUCCUGUUGACACAUGACAUAAAUUCUAUUUUGAGUUAUGGGGCAAAUUCUGUGAGAAAAUGUCAAAUUUCUAUCAAGGCAUCUAUCCUGCAUGAUGUGUAUAACUGAAGGCGUAAAUGAGUUGAGUUUAACUUGAGUCACAACUAACAUAAUCUCGGCUCAUCGGUCUAAUGGGAGUUUUGAAUUGAGCUUGAGCUGGAGUUUAGUUCAUAGAUUGAGCUUGAAGGCUCCACUAUUUAGUGGAAGGCUCAAGCAUGACUGGUGAACUCAAGAUCACUAGAGAAGCCUCGUGAAGAAGUCAUGAUGGAAGCUUGUGGGAGAAGUUAUCAAUGCGGUGAGAAAAUUGUGAUGGGAGCUUGAUAGAGAAGGCAUUGACGGAGCUGACAAUGUUUGAAGAAGAAAAAGAGGAAGUUGCAAUAGGACUACUGAAGUUUGAAGAAGAAGAAUAGGAAGUCAUAAUGUGAUCAGUGGCGUUUGAAGAGGAAGUCACAAUGAGACUUGUCGCUGGCAAUAUUUGAAGUAGAAAAAGAAGAAAUAGCAAUUGGACCGGCUCCUAGUAGUGUUUGAAAAGUAGAAGUCGUGAUAGGAGUAGGACCAUUCUUAAAUCAAGCGGUUGAGGAACCCUUCAUGGAUUUAUUGUCAAAUAAGGGAAAAACAAGAUUUACGAUUCAAAUUUAAUUCAGUUGGCUUGCAAGUCAACAAGCUGAAUCUCAAGCUCAACUUAAACUCAUAUAACAUAUAAGCUAUAAUAAGAACUCAAGCUCAAGGCUCAAUAAACUCAACUGAUGAGCUCAUUAGCAAGUCAAAUUCAAGUUGAAUUAGGAGCUGGCUCAGCUCACUUUCUCCCCUAUUUCUACCAUAUUAACUAGGUCUAUAUUUGAAAUUGGUUAUAUUGUAUUCUAUACCUUUAACUUCUACAGUUAGGGUAACCUCCAGUUAUUUUUCGUUCUCUUAAACAUUCACAAUAUCACUUAAUCCAUUUUAUACUUCUCUCUCCUUAUUGAAAUUGCUGAUUUUGUUAUUUUAAGCCUCUUUAGCUUCUUCAUCAUGAGAACCUUGGCUUAACACAAGUUUAUUAUCAAAUGAAAAUCUUGUUGCAUCACAUCGUCAAAUUUUAUAUCGGACUUGGUUACUGCAUUCCGUUUGAGGGAGUUAAUGUGAAUUUCGGUAAGAAGAUAGAGAUAAAUCCUACAGAGUUCCUACUCCCACAGAAAGAAGAGUCAUUUUCCUUUGUACUUGUCUGAGAACUGCAUGGAUGUACACGUAGGAAUUAAAAUGGAAUACUGCACAAUCAAUUGUCUACUUUAUUUCCAGUUAAUUCCACCCAAAAAAAAGAACAAUUUGCACUUACAACUUACAGUUGUCUUUCUGCAAAAAUUUUAUCUGAUCAAGUAAAUUUUUUAUUCAAUCA
This is a messenger RNA of Dendrobium catenatum, 3373 nucleotides long. Its product is annotated as probable methyltransferase PMT23. Gene Ontology annotation, molecular function: methyltransferase activity. NCBI's taxonomy places the organism in Eukaryota, Viridiplantae, Streptophyta, Magnoliopsida, Asparagales, Orchidaceae. The record is from RefSeq and is a predicted model, not a curated record. Gene Ontology annotation, cellular component: cytoplasm; trans-Golgi network; endosome. The coding region runs from base 109 to 1617 and encodes 502 amino acids. The transcript has 7 exons.